AGCGUCAUGUGAUAUUGAUGUGAGUUUGCGGGAGACGGCCGCUGACCUUCGUAAGGUCUCUCCGGCGAAGGCAGAUAUCAUCAGCUGGAGUUUAGUCACUGACGGAGCCAUUCGCAACCUCCCAUCCCGGGCUUGGGUGCGUCUCUACUGGAGCUGGUUGGGUCGGAAUGUAGGGUUGGGAGUGUCUCAGGCCUGAUCUGGGGCCUACUGGCUGUGACGGGGCCCGGCCUCGACUCCGAUCCUGCGGCCCAUUCGGACUUCCUCCCCUGCAAGACGUUUCUACUCGGUGGAUGAUGGCUGAGCAACACUGCUCCCCUAACAAUGAGUAAAGGUGGAGCUGGCUCUACUUUUGAGUGGCAUCUGUGUAACCUUAGGGCUAAAGUCUGAAUUUGUUGAAAGCCAGAGUUUCUUCAAAAUGCCUGCAGUAUCAAGUGAUCUAAAGGAGUUGUAUUUGUCUACAUGCUUGGCUGACCUUAAUAAGAAAGCAGAAGUGAAGGUUGAAACGAGAAGCACUAAAAACUAUGUCACAAGUGCUUGUAAAAUUUUUAAGGCAGCAGAGGAAUGUAGAUUGGAUAGAGAUGAGGAGAAAGCAUAUGUCCUUUAUAUGAAGUACCUGACUGUGUACGAUCUCAUUCGGAAAAGACCUGAUUUCAAACACCACCAGGACUACUAUCUUUCCCUGCUUGGCCCUGCAAACUUCCGUAAAGCUAUAGAGGAAGCAGAAAGGCUUUCAGAAAGCCUCAAGCUAAGAUAUGAGGAGGCUGAAGUGCGUAAAAAGCUUGAAGAGAAUGAAAGACUGCAAGAAGAGAAGAGAAAACAGCAGGAAGAAGCCAAAAGCAGGGGACGUGAUAACAGCUUGAAAUCAACAAUGAAGAAUUCUUCAGACUCUUCUGGCAUUAAGAAAAUAAAUUUGAAGGAGGACUAUAAAUUACAUGACAAGGAAACCCAUGCAGAGUGCAAUGAUUCACUUCAGGGAGCAAUCACUGCAGAAAAGUUGUUUGCAUUGUUGCAAGAUACAGACACAGAGGUGAUCAUCAUGGAUGCACGAAGCUACAAGGAUUACCAGGAAUCUCACAUGCAGGUGGCCAGAUUGCGCUGUAUAAGUGUACCAGAAGAAGCUGUCAGCCCAGGCAUCACUGUUAACCAGAUAGAGUUGAAACUUCCAGAGGAAUCAAAAGAGAUGUGGCGCAAGCGUCAGUUUGCUGAUUACAUUGUUCUGUUGGAUUGGGACAGUUCCAUUGACCUCGUGAAAAGAGGAACCAUUCUUCAGAGUCUCAAGGAUGCACUUUAUAAGUGGGAUAGCCAGAUAAUUCUCCGGAGUGAACCACUGGUAUUGGAGGGUGGCUACGACAGCUGGCUUCUCUGCUAUCCAAUGUAUACCACAAAUGCCAAAGUGACUGUUCCAAAGAGAGAAUCUCAUAGAGCCAUUCAAGUGUCUUUGGACUUCAGUUACCCAUCCUUGGAGGAACCUCCCCCACCCUGUGAAGAUGUUAAUGAAACGAAGGCUGUCCAAGAAGUGGAAAUUUGUAACGAACACACAUCUCAGCUCGAAGAGACACCAAAAAAAGUCAACCUAAAAACUAUCAAUGUACCUAAUGGUGUCCUUGGCCCUGGGGUUCCAGUCACUGGGCAGCCUGUUGCACUGAAAACCAUUCCACAGAUUGAUCGAACCAAAAAACCUCCACUGAAACAGCCUGAUCAACCUCAGCCUAAAUCUGAAGUUGCUGGUGCUGACAAUCUGCCUGUUCACAAUGGACCAGUGAUUCCUGAUCGAUCAACAAAGCCCUGUGUAGGAUCACAGCAUUCACUGACUGAUGAAGAAAGAAAUCAGAUUCAUGCUGAAGCAGCCCUAAUUGGUGAGAAGGCCAGAAAGGAGAAAGAACAGCGUGAACGAAGGCAGGAAGAAGAAAGGCAAGAGAAAGAGAGAUUGGAGAGAGAAAGGCAAGAAGAGUGUAUAGAAAAAGAGCAGUGUAAGAAGGAGGAAAAAGCGUUCAAAAUAAAAGCUGAACAAGAAAGAGACAGCAAAGAAAAUGAGGAACAGAGCGCACAGGAGCGUGAAGACAGCCAGCAAAAAGAAGAAGCUGAAAGGAAAAGAUUGGCAGAGCAAAAAAAGACAUCAGAAACAAAAGGCAAAAUUGAAAGUCAGAUAAGAGAUCAAGCUGAUCCACAGAAAAGUGGUGAACAAUCUGUCUCUGAGCUGGAAGGUUCCCAUUGCACAAACUUGGAGAAACAGGAACAUAGAGAUACAUUAACCAGGGCAAGGAGUGAGGAAAUGGGCCGAACAGUUCCAGGCUUACCACCAGGAUGGAUGAAGUUUCUUGAUGUGGUGACUGGAACCUACCGCUACUAUCAUUCACCAACUAACUCUGUUCAUAUGUAUCCGCCUGAAAUGGUGCCAUCAAUUACUCCUCCUGCAACCCCCCCAACUCUCAAAGCCAAACCACGAAGUGCAACUGAUGUUGACAUUCCUAAGUUAAAACGUUCAUUCUCCUCACCGGAUAUUGCUCAAGCUGUUCAAGAAGAGCAAAACAAAACAAUGACAAAAAUAGUGCCCAGAGUUAAUCGGGAAACAAAGCCCCCUGGUUACAGCAAAACUGAAAUCUCCAGCCCUUCUGCUUCUCAAAUCCGAAACCUGAACCCUGUAUAUGGAGGGAUGGGGCGAGCACUGACUGGCCUGCGAAACCUUGGCAAUACCUGCUAUAUGAAUUCUAUUUUGCAGUGUUUGUGCAAUACUCCUCAUCUGGCAGAGUACUUCAAUAAAAAUUUCUACCAACAAGAUAUUAACAGGUCAAACAUUCUUGGUCAUAAAGGUGAGGUGGCUGAAGAGUUUGGUGUGAUAAUGAAGAGCUUGUGGUCAGGUCAAUAUAAAUGCAUCAGUCCAAAGGACUUUAAGGGACGCAUAGGAAAAAUAAAUGAUACGUUUGCAGGGUAUGUGCAACAAGAUUCCCAGGAAUUGCUUCUGUUUCUAAUGGAUGGACUCCAUGAAGAUCUGAAUAAAGCUGACCGGAAGAGAUACAAAGAAGAAAGUACAGAUAGCUUGGAUGACACGAGGGCAGCAGAUUUAGCCUGGCAAAAGCACAAACUACUCAAUGAGUCCAUUAUUGUGGCUUUGUUCCAAGGCCAGUUUAAGUCAACUGUACAGUGUCUGACUUGUCAUAAGAGGUCCCGAACAUUUGAAGCCUUUAUGUAUCUAUCUUUGCCACUUCCAUCAUCUAGCAAAUGUUCUCUCCAGGAUUGUCUCAAAUUGUUUUCCAAAGAAGAGAAGCUGACAGACAAUAACCGAUUCCACUGCAGCAAUUGCAAAGCGCACAGGGACUCAACAAAGAAGCUAGAGAUCUGGAAACUGCCUCCGAUCCUGUUGAUACAUUUAAAACGAUUCUCUUAUGAAGGGAGAUGGAAACAGAAGCUGCAGACAAAUGUUGAUUUUCCAUUGGAGAAUCUGGACUUCUUCAGCUACAUAAUUGGCCCCAGGAACAAUGUGAAAAGAUACAAUUUAUUUGCCGUGUCGAACCAUUAUGGAGGACUAGAUGGAGGACACUAUACAGCCUACUGCAAGAAUGCUGUGAAACAGCGCUGGUUCAAGUUUGAUGAUCAAGAUGUUUCAGAGAUAUCACCUUCUUCAGUGAGAUCAUCAGCCGCCUACAUUCUCUUCUACAGCUCACUGGAGUUGCGUGUGGUUGAUUUAGCUACAUAGCAGUGUUCAGUGUAGUGAAUUUCCAAAGUGAUACUCCAUAUGGUUUGUGCCAAUAUUAAUAAAUGUUGGGCAUAUGACCAAGAACAUUAGCAGCAUGUCCAGCUGUUUUGAAAAAGACUUGUGGUCUUGCAACGCUAGAGCUUUACCAGAUGGACCUGCCCUUUGUACUUUACCAGAAAAAUGAUUUUUAGUCAUGUAACAUUUAACUGCCUAAUUAGAAUGAUUGAGUGUCAAAUAUCCUGUUCACUGGUCUGUAUUUGUAACUGCAGUGGUUUGAAGAGCCAGAACAUAUUGCCCUUCACAAGAUCUUUGUUACGCCACAAGGCAUAAAUCUUAAAUGAUUUGUUCCUGUUCGAAAUGGCCUUUCUCAAUUAUAUUUAAAUCUUUCUGUACUGUGAAAAUAACCAGAAGUAAUCUGAAUAGAUGAGAAUGUAUCUGUACAUAAUGAUUGCAGACUUGCACAAAUUGUGUAUGUGUAUAUAAUAUAUAAAUAGUUUUAAAGUAAUACUCGUAUUUGAAGUAACCUUGCAGUAAAGGUACUUUAAUGAAGAUACAGCAGAUUUAUCUCAAAAGUUAUAUUGCAAAUUAAUUAUUUUCAGACUUUUGCAAAAGGUGUGAAAUGUAUCAAAUAUACUUGCCUUUAACAGUUCAGGUCUGAACAAUCUCUUGUUAAUGGGGUGAUCCUUGAUCUUCGGUUUCUAAACUGUUACUGUGUAACUGCACAACUAUUUGUUUGAUCAAUCAUUCAUUUGCUGUUUGCAAUGCCAUUGAUGCUUGUAGGAAGAAAUUGAGAGCUCAUUUCUACCUUUAUAUUUGCAUGUCUUUCAUUGCUCAACAUUGACAGGACUUCCAAGACUUUGUAGAAGUUCUUGGAUUCUUUGCUUUGAAAGAUCAGAAAAGCUAAUGAAAUGUUGGCCUUUUAUAUCAUGGGAGCUGGAGUGCAGUGCCCAGAGCUCUGGUUAAACCUCAGCUGAUGCACUGCACAUUGUGUAGAAUAUAUUGGGCUUGGAGGGAAUGCAAUGCAAUACAGAUUUACUAAAGUAUACUGAUCUGGGAGGAUUGAGGACUGUUAGCAUAGAAUAGGUUGGUAUUCCAUACAAGGUUAAUGUAAAAUCUAGUUGAGGUGUUCUAAGAUGUUAAGGAAUUGAUUUGGUAAAUGGCAAUGACUUCCUCUAUUGGGAGAGUGCAGAAUAAAGGCUGAUUUCAAGAAGUGCUUUUGCACAAAGGAUAUGGGAACUUGUUGCUCAGAGCCAUUUAAGACAAAACAUGCCCCAUGUUUGUAAAUGGUAAAGGCAUUACAAAACUAAAGCAGGUGCAUGAAACUAAAGUUUAGAAUAACCAUUGCCAGAUUGAAUGGUUGAACACUCAGGAAUGGGAGGUCCUUCUCUGGUUUCUUGGAUCAAUCCUGCCUGAUACCCCAUUCUCUGGUUUUGGCUUUAUAUCACAAUAGCUGGAAGCAGAAAUUCAGGCAGGUGAGAGAUUGCACUCAAAGCAUACCUUUUGACUUUUGAACAUCACUGAAGAAUUAUUUUUGCCAGUAAUUUGUUCAAAGACCUCAGGGUUGUUUCAAACUAUAUUGAUUUAGUAUGGUCUGUGAUCUUGCAAACGAUAUCUAUGUCCUAAGCUCUUUUAGAUCAAUGCAUCUCAGGGUUUCUCUUACCAAGGCCACUGCUACAUCACAGUGCACCUUGUAGGCUCACCUACAUUUACCUUCAAAGAAUAAAAAGAAUUUUGUUGUAUUCCUCCCAGUUUGUCAUCAAAAAUUUCAUGAUGCUGAUAGCUUGCAACUGAAGUUAAUUGCUGUUUGGAAAUUCCAGUGAGCUUAACUUGUUCUUUCACACGUUAAUUUCCUUUUAAACCUACUUCACCAUAAAAUGCACUGCAAAAUGCAAUCUAAAAUUAAUUUCAAUUAAAUUAGCCAGGCAUUUAAUCUGAAAACUGUCACCAAACUAAAUUUAUAAUUCCUCCUUCAUGGAUAUUGGUUUAGAAAUAUUGCAGAAGUAAUCAGGCCUGUUGCUUUGAGGAAACAUCAGUCACUUUUUUUUACAAAAUUUGGAGAACAUCACAUUACGUUAGUUUCAUUGAAUGACAGAUGUUCUUUUAAACUGUCCCCUUCCCCCGUGCCUAAAUGUAGUAUUGCUACACUAAUAUUACUGGUGAAGUGCUGCUGUCACACAGUCUUGAUACAUUUUUGAUCAUUUGCACUGCAACAAAUGUAGCUGGUAUUGCUGCAAAUCUGUGGUUCCACAAUAAAUAUCACACAUGGGAAUGCAAAAUAGGGGAAAGAAACUGGCUAAGUAUCUAAGGAAAAAAUUACUUAAGAUCAGAUCUAAAUUUUUAUUUCGCGGCUUGUACUGUUUUCUGUUGAUAUUUAACCAGUCUUGCAUGAGAAACUGUGGCCCUGUGCGAUUGACAAGUAAAAGUAAAAUAUUUUAUAUGCUUUUUCAAUAACAUUUUGCAUGGAAAUGUAGUUUCAUUUUAGUACAAAGGUUAAGUGGAAACUGAAUUGCCUGGCUCAUUUGCAAAUAAUUACAAUUGAGAUGACGUUAGUGUUUUUAAAAUUAUUUUCAUCUCCAGUUUGUAUGGUAGCAAGUUUCAUGCACAGUCCUGAGGAAGGGUCACCAGACCCAAAAUGUUAAUUCUGUUUUCCUCUUCACAGAUGCUGCCAGACUUGCUGAGCUUUUCCAGCAACUUUGUUUUUGUUCCUGGUUUACUGCAUCCGCAGUUGUUUUGGCUUUUACUCAAGCACAGUCAUAUGGUUGAUUUAUCGGGCAAACAUUCCUCCACCUAUUUCUGCAUCUGUUGCAUAUUUUAUUUUCUUUUGGAGUGCAGUUACAUGUGACAGCAUUUAAUGUUGUAAUUAACUUUGGGGUUUUUUUAACCUGACUUGACUACUGGACUGUCUUUUAUUUGAUAAUCAUUAUUUUUCAAACUGCUGUGUAUUAUUUCACAUUUUUCAAUAUUAAACACCAUGUCAUUUUUAACCCA
Stegostoma tigrinum is the source of this 6682-nucleotide messenger RNA. RefSeq names its product ubiquitin specific peptidase 8 (gene usp8). Gene Ontology annotation, biological process: protein K63-linked deubiquitination; protein K48-linked deubiquitination; Ras protein signal transduction. NCBI's taxonomy places the organism in Eukaryota, Metazoa, Chordata, Chondrichthyes, Orectolobiformes, Stegostomatidae. Gene Ontology annotation, molecular function: cysteine-type deubiquitinase activity. The transcript is spliced from 20 exons. The coding region runs from base 416 to 3694 and encodes 1092 amino acids. The record is from RefSeq and is a predicted model, not a curated record. Gene Ontology annotation, cellular component: postsynaptic density; extrinsic component of endosome membrane; midbody.